Spodoptera frugiperda (fall armyworm) is the source of this 8782-nucleotide messenger RNA. RefSeq names its product E3 ubiquitin-protein ligase Ufd4 (gene Ufd4). Bases 221 to 7315 code for a protein of 2364 amino acids. Gene Ontology annotation, biological process: protein K63-linked ubiquitination; anatomical structure development; proteasome-mediated ubiquitin-dependent protein catabolic process. NCBI's taxonomy places the organism in Eukaryota, Metazoa, Arthropoda, Insecta, Lepidoptera, Noctuidae. Gene Ontology annotation, molecular function: protein binding; ubiquitin protein ligase activity; metal ion binding. The record is from RefSeq and is a predicted model, not a curated record. The transcript has 45 exons. Gene Ontology annotation, cellular component: nuclear speck.
AUUUUAUUUUCCUAUUUCAUCUGUGGGAAUGGCGAUUGAUGAUUUUGGUGUCAAGAGAUUUUAGAAAAUCUUGUGCGAUUAAUUGCGUUGCAUUAUUAGCUUGGUGUAAUUAUAACUUGAGCUUUAGAUUUUAUUAAAUAAUUUGUAGUGGAUUUUAUUUGACAUCGAUGAUUAGUGUGAAUUGAUUAUAAGUGGUGACCUGGGCCACUAAAUCAAGAAGAUGGCGGAGGUGGAUCCAGAAACCCUUUUAGAAUGGCUGCUGACUGGGCAGGGUGAUGAGCGUGACAUGCAGCUCAUUGCUCUUGAACAGCUCUGCAUGCUGCUUCUCAUGUCCGAUAAUGUGGAUCGAUGCUUUGAAAGCUGCCCUCCUCGAACAUUUCUCCCAGCAUUAUGUAAAAUCUUCUUAGAUGAAUGUGCACCUGACAAUGUACUGGAAGUGACAGCCAGAGCUAUUACAUACUAUCUGGAUGUUUCUGCGGAAUGCACAAGAAGAAUUGUAGCCAUUGAAGGAGCAGUCAAAGCUAUUUGCAGCAGAUUGCUCACAGUUGAUCCCAACAACCGUACCAGCAAAGAUCUUGCAGAACAGUGCAUUAAAGUGUUGGAGUUAGUUUGCACUAGGGAAGCUGGUGCUGUUUGGGAAGGUGGUGGCCUGCCUGCAGUGUUACACUUCAUUACACAUCAUGGUACAUCUGUGCACAAGGACACUCUCCACUCAGCAAUGGCAGUGGUAUCAAGGGUUUGUGGCAAAAUGGAGCCAGGUGACGCUCGCGUGGGUGACGCAGUUUCGUCUCUAUCAGCACUUCUACGUCACAAUGACGCGCGGGUGGCAGACGCAGCGCUCCGGUGUUUCGCGUCGCUAGCUGACAGAUUUGCACGUGCGCAUGCUGACCCGGCUCCUCUCGCUGAACAUGGUCUAAUAGAGGAAUUAGUGCGCCGCCUGGGCAGUGCCGAGAGUGGCGAUGAUAAAUGUUCAGCUCCAGCUGUGUCUACUACAGUUAGUUUACUGUCUACACUGUGCCGUGGUUCUGCACAAAUUACUCAUGAUCUCGUCCGUUUGGAGUUGUGCUCAGCUGUGGAGGCGGCAGUACAGGCUGAUGAGCGUUGGUGUCUCGAAUGUAUGCGGCUGGUGGAUUUGUUGCUUGUUCUCUUGUGUGAAGGACGACAUGCUAUACAGAAUGGGUCGAACCGUAACGGUAGUUCGACGUCGGGGUCGAGUGCGUCGGGCGGAGCCAGCGGCGAGGGCUCGUCGGGCGGCGGCAGCGGCGCGCGCGGGGACAAGUCGCACCGACAGCUCAUCGACUGCAUCCGCGGCAAGGACACCGACGCACUGCUCGCCGCCGUCUCUAGCGGCGCCGUCGAUGUCAACUUCACCGAUGACGUCGGACAAACCCUACUCAACUGGGCCUCAGCUUUCGGUACAAGGGAAAUGGUCGAAUUCUUGUGCGAGAAAGGUGCUGACGUGAAUCGUGGACAACGUAGUUCGUCGUUGCAUUACGCGGCUUGCUUUGGUCGUCCUGCUAUUGCUAAAGUGUUACUUCGUUAUGGUGCAAAUGCCGACCUACGUGACGAAGAUGGAAAGACACCUCUUGACAAGGCUCGAGAAAGACAUGAUCAAGGUCAUAGAGAAGUGGCAGCGAUCCUGCAGUGUCCUGGAGAGUGGUUGGUAGUCGGUAACCACGACUCGCCUUCACCAACCAAUGAUGAUGAUUUCCCUGAAACUGGCGAUAAAGAAAUGGCAGCAGUAUACCUGGAACGGUUGGUGCCGGUGUUCUCUGCGCGCUACCUGGGCGCGGGCGGCGCGGGCGUGCGGCGCGCGUGCCUGUCGCUGGUCCGCAAGAUGGUGCACUACGCGCCGGCGCGCCUGCUGCGCGCGCUGUCGCUGCGGCGCGAGCCGCCCGCCGCCGCGCUGCUGACGCAGCUGGUGGCGGCCGUGCUGGACAACGCGGCGGAGCCGGGCGGGGCGCGGCGCGCGGGCCGCCUGCUGCGCUGCCGCUAUAUCCGCCCGCCUGCGGAUGACGACGACGGCCAUCUCAUAGUUCUCGGUAUAGCCGAGGAGUUGAUGGUGAAGGCUUCGGACAUAUAUUUAGAACAGUUCGCGCGCCUCGGCGUCUUCAGCAAAGUGGAGAGUCUCGCGGCCGCUCCGGCCGCUUUCCUGACGUCGGAUAGUGAAACCUCCAAUGUUCCUGGCAGCAGCGAGGACGCGUCGUGCCUGGCCAGCGGCGUGGGCUACUCGUGGGCGGAGUGGGCGCUGUGCCGCGGCCGCGACGCGCUGUACGUGUGGAGCGACGCGGCCGCGCUGGAGCUCAGCACCGGCAGCAACGGCUGGUUCCGCUUCCUGCUCGACGGCAAGCUGGCCACCAUGUACUCCAGCGGCAGCCCCGAGCAUCAGACCGAUAACACCGAAAAUCGUGGAGAGUUCAUAGAUAAACUGCAAAGAGCGCGAGCCUCUGUGAAGAAUACCGUUCCUCAACCGAUUCUCUCAAAACCUGGACCAUCUAAAUUGAUUAUAGGAAACUGGUCUCUCUCAUGUAAAAAGGAAAAGGAACUUCAAAUCCACAAUACUGAUGGUCAACAACAAACCACCAUACUCAGAGAAGACUUACCUGGCUUCAUUUUCGAGUCCAACAGGGGCACUAAACAUUCAUUCACUGCUGAAACAUUUUUAGGACCUGAGUUAGCAAGCGGCUGGACUGAUCGCAGGAAUGUGACCCCUCACAACGCAGUGAAUGCAAGCCGUUCCCGGUUAGCAGCUAAAGCAGAGGCAUUGAAAGCACAGGUAUGCGAGCGAGCCCGCGCGCUGUACUCGCGCCACCUGGCCAACGCGGCCACGCGCCAGCCGCGCCCGCCCGUCGCGCGGCUACGGGCCCUGCUCGCGCGCAUGCAGCGACUCGCCACGCAGCCCACUGAUGAUUGGCAAAACGAGCUAAAUGAGUCUCUGGAUCAACUGACCGAGUUAUUGUGCGGUGAUGAACUGCUCUCCGCCUACGAAUUGCAGUCGUCUGGACUAGCACCUUCAUUGUUGCAAGUACUUUCACCACAAGCUAAUGACGCUCCGGGUCAGGCGGCGGCGCGCGCGCGCCUGGUGCGCGAGUGGGUGGCGCGGCGCGGCGGCGCGGCGGGCGGCGUGCUGGCGGCGCGCCUGGUGGCCGUGCUGGAGUCCGUGGAGCGCCUGCCCGUGCACGCGCCGCACGACGCGCCGCCGCCCUCCACCGGCACGCUGCACACGCUCACCAAGCGCAUACGUUUGCGUGUCGAACGUGCCAACGAUGAAGCUACCGAAGAUUCGAUGUCAAAUAACGGCAACAACGCUGGCCGUAACUUAAAAGUAGAGGCGCUUACAACAGUUCGACAGCUCGAGAGAUUCCUUGCUAAAUCUGUCGCCCGCCAGUGGUACGACAUGGACAGAUCUACUUUCAACUUCGUGCAGAAGAUAAAAGCAGAAGCACCUAUCACAUUCACGUAUGAUCACGAUUUUGACGAAAAUGGAAUUAUUUACUUCAUCGGCAGCAACGCAGGCACUUGCGAAUGGGUUAACCCUGGUGCACAUGGCUUAGUCAGUGUUUGGUCAUCUGAUGGAAGGCAGUUACCUUAUGGUCGCGCUGAGGAUGUGUUGUCGAGGUCACCUGAACCUUUGAACGUUCAUACCAAUGAUGACAGGCGAGCUUUUAUAGCUGUAGACUUGGGCUUACAAGUAAUUCCUACUGCAUACACGAUGCGUCAUGCUCGAGGAUACGGGCGCUCGGCUUUGAGAAAUUGGCUCUUCCAAAUGUCGGCUGAUGGUGUGACAUGGACUACUCUGUUGGCUCACAAUGAUGAGCAAACACUACAAGAACCAGGUUGCACGGCUACGUGGCGGAUACGAUCCGAUGCGCCAUAUCGCUUCUUAAGAAUACAGCAAAAUGGAAAGAAUGCCAGUGGACAAAGCCAUUACUUGUCACUGUCUGGACUAGAGAUUUAUGGCAAGGUGCUGAGCGUGAACGAGGUGGGUCCGCGGCAGAUGGGCGGCGCCAGCUCGGCGGUGGGCGCGGGUGUGGGCGGGGCGCGCGCGCGGCGCUGGUCGCGCGGGGCGCGCGGCGUGUGCGCGGGCGCGCGCGUGCUGCGCGGCCCCGACUGGAAGUGGCGCGACCAGGACGGCCCGCACCCCGCGCUCGGCACCGUCACCUCCGACCUGCACAACGGAUGGGUCGACGUCAGGUGGGAUCAUGGCGGACGCAACUCUUACCGUAUGGGCGCAGAAGGUAAAUUUGAUCUCAAAGUGGUGAGUGGUGGCGCCACUGGUGGUGAGGCCAAACAAGGCCGCAAGAGCCACUCCACUCCUAGCCUGCCCGACGCUACGGCUGUAGAUCACCAGGUAUCGGUAGCGUCGACGGAGCAGGCGUCGUCUGCGGACAAUAUCUCCAGCGAAGAGAUGGCCAGCAACAUGUCGCGGCCACGUACCCACGCCACUGACCUCUCCGCCAUCAAUAACUCCACACAUCAUAUCAACACAGAUCUGGCAACAAUAGUAGAAUCUCUAACCUUGGGAGCUGAGAGCAAUAACUGCAUUGAUUUGGCCAACACUUCGUUUACAAAUAUGGAAAUGGGACCGACAAGUAUCACCGACAUUACUAAACCUUAUCCAGCCAAAGAACCGGUACCAGAAACUACUAGUCAAGAGUGUGAGGACAACGAAGGUGCCGACGGUCAGUACGGCGACCACAAGAAGGACAGUCAGUCCGGCGGCUCGGGGGCCAUGAGCGCCAGCGAACCAGAUUUAACGCAACAGGGUGCCGCAAGAUUACUGGAAUCUCUUGGAGUUGGCCGUGGUUCAGGCGCAGGUCGCGGCAACAACCCACAGCGCGCUACGAGAACUAACCACUCAACUAGUCUAUUCCCUAGUUUGGUGCGUUUAGCUCUAUCGAGCAACUUCCCAGGAGGUCUGCUGUCAGCUGCCCAGAGCUAUCCAUCGCUAGUACCAAAUGCUCAAAAUGCGCUCACACUGUCUCUCACCUCCACGUCCAGUGAAAGUGAACAGUGGCUGCAGGUGUCGUUAGAAGACUUCCUGGAGUCUUGCCGCGCUCCCGCCCUGCUCACCGAGCUGGAAGAUGACGACGAGGGAGAUGACGCACUCGACAGUGAUAAGGAGAACGAACCCACUUAUCAGGAGGUAGUUUCACGUAAUCUUUUGUCGUUAAUGGAGGAAGAGGCGUUAGAAGCAGUUCGUGGUAACAGCGGCCAGGGUAGCCGCCAGCGUAAACCUUGGGAUGACGAUUUUGUGCUCAAGCGACAGUUUUCAGCGCUCAUACCGGCUUUCGACCCUCGCCCAGGAAGGACCAAUUUGAAUCAAACCGUCGAUUUGGAAAUUCCGUUAAAUGAGUCGUCGGACGGAGAGGAGAGCAGCAGCACGGAUACGGCGGGCAGCACGGCCGGCGCGUCGGCCGCGGCCGCAGCCCCUUCUGCGGGCGCCGCCCCGGCCGGCCGCCUGCCGGCGCUGCGCCUGGUGCUGAGCGCGGCGGGCGCGGCGCUGCCGCUGGAGCGUCCGUCGUGGACGCUGUACCGCGCCGUGCUCGCACUCAACUCGCGCCUGCCGCUCCUCGACACGCACCGCGACCUCACCUAUACAUUGACCUACAAAGAAAUCGAGGGAAUGGAAACGUUCGCAUCGUCAAGUGAUAGCGAGGACGACGAACCAUGCGAUCCAGAGCGCGGCAUCGCGGGCGCGGAGGGCGCGGAGGGCGCCAUGGCGACGUGCUGCGUGCGCGUGCUGCGGCGGCUGCGCGCGGCGGCGCCGGCGCUGGCGGCCGAGCACUUCGUGUCCACCAAGCUCACCAACAAGCUGCACCAGCAGCUGCAGGACCCGCUCACGCUGGCCGCCGCCGCCACGCCGCUCUGGUGCCAGCAAUUAAACGACUGGUGUCCAUUCCUGUUCCCACUGGAGACUCGCCAGAUGUUCUUCGCGUGCACUGCGUUCGGCACGUCCCGCACUAUAGUCUGGCUUCAGGCUCAGAGGGAUCGUGCUCUCGACAGACAAAGAUCUGGUAACACUGUGUCGCCUCGUCGCGCAGAGUUGGAAGCGACCGAGUUCCGCAUGGGUCGUCUGCGACAUGAGCGAGUGAGGAUACCGCGCCAACCCGAUCUGUUGCGGUCAGCAAUGCAGGUGAUGCGCGUGCACGCGGGCCGCAAGUCGGUGCUGGAGGUGGAGUUCGCGGGCGAGGAGGGCACGGGGCUGGGCCCCACGCUGGAGUUCUACGCGCUCGUGGCCGCCGAGCUGCAGCGCACCGACCUCGGCAUGUGGCUCAGCGACGCCGCGCACUCCGACCGAGACAGCGCGCCGCACCAUCUCGUCCUGCCCGACGAAAAACCUCCGGGGUACUAUGUGACACGUGCAGGUGGUUUAUUCCCGUCACCCUUGCCUCAAGAUUCACCAGUCUGUGAUAAAGUUUGCAAAUAUUUCUGGUUCUUAGGAGUAUUUUUAGCUAAGGUGUUGCAAGAUGGCCGACUCGUCGAUCUACCACUUUCGGAGCCUUUCUUACGUAUCAUGUGUGGCGAAGAAUUAUCUAAUGAAUGCUUAGAGGAGAUCGACCCUAUUAGGCAUCGGUUCCUGCAGAGCGUGCUCGCGGCGGCCGACGAGUACGAUGGCAUCAUGCGCGAUGGCUCGCUGAGCGAGGAGGAGCGGGCGCAGCGCGUGGCCGGCAUCUGCGUGGAGGGCGCCACGUUCGAGCAGCUGGCGCUGAGCAUGACGCACGUGGCGGCGCACCCCGACCCGCGCGCCGCGCUGCAGCCGCUGUGCGACGGCGGCGACCUGCUGGACGUGCGGCCGCACAACGCGCGCGCCUACGCCGAGGCGGCCGCGCGCUGGGCCGUGCGCGCCGGCGUGCGCCGCCAGACCAACGCCUUCCGCCGCGGCUUCGGCGCCGUGUUCCCGCCGCGCCGCCUGCGCGCCUUCUGCGCCGCCGAGCUGCGCCUGCUGCUGUGCGGGGAGCGCGGGCCCGUGUGGACCAGGGACCACCUGCUGCAGUACACCGAGCCCAAGCUGGGCUACACGCGCGACAGUCCCGGAUUCCUUCGUCUCGUGGAUGUGCUGGUAGAGAUGUCACUCCGCGAACGUAAAGCGUUCCUACAGUUCGCGACAGGCUGCAGUAGUCUGCCACCAGGAGGACUUGCUAAUUUGCAUCCGCGGCUUACUGUAGUGCGAAAGGUCGAUGCCGGAGACGGAUCUUACCCAUCUGUGAACACCUGCGUUCAUUACCUGAAAUUGCCGGAGUAUUCAUGCAAAGAGGUACUUCGAGAAAGGCUCCUGGCAGCAACCAACGAACGCGGUUUCCAUCUCAACUAGACCACUAAAGAGCUCUGACUCAGAGCUGUCGGUGUUGGAGUGUUUGGGAAUAUGUUGAGAAUAACUUACACUAUUAUUACUCACGCACUCGCCUAUGGACUUGUGGAAGUAGGAAUAAUUAUAUAUUUAUUCAACAUCAGUAGCUUUUAUCCUUGACUGCUAAGCGAAACAAAACCAUAGUGCUCGCCAGACUUAUUGACCUUACUGAGUACAUAAGAACUUAGUUAUUUUUAACAUAGAUAUGUAACAUUAUAGUAUGUCAGCUCAUAAUGUAGAACUGAUCUCUUGAAGCAUAUUUUUUCAAGACAUUAAUAUUUACAAUUACUCUAUGGAAUAAAUAGUAUUUUAUUAUAUCAAGAUUGAUUGAUCUUGUUCAUUGAAAGAUAAAAAUGUACAUCGUGAUUUUCGUUAUUAUCAUGCAAUAAUAUAUUUUAUUUUAAUAUUAUAUUAUGUUAAAUAUUUGCAUGAUUUUCAAAUAUUAGUUUAUAGAUUGGGGUGAAUGAAAGAAAAUGUAAGAGGCUGCCUAUUUAUGAUUGGUAAAAAAUAGUGGCAAUAUUCGAAUAAUAUAUUAUAAUCCUUGAAACAUAUAAUAUUGCAACAUUCUAACUAAAGUAUUCAAAAAUUUAACUAGUAUUUGAUAUUAUAAUAAUAUAAGAUAAAUAUUUUUUACACCAAUUGGUCUUUGCUUUAUAUGUAACUUGUUUUAGUAACUUUUAUUUGAGUGUGUUUAAUGAUAUAUUUAUAAAAAUAGUAGGCAUCUAGCGUUUCAAGCAAAUUUUAGAUAAAUGUUUGUGUAUGGCGUGGUGAUAUUUAGUUUUAUUUUCAGAUUAUGUAAGUUGUUCCAAGACGAGUUUAGUUGAAUUUGUAAUCUGGUCUAUCAGCAAUAAAUAUAGAAAUUUUCACCUAUUAUUUUGAUUUGAGUUUGUGCUUCCAUAUUUUUAGUACUUGUUCGUUCGAAAGCAUUAAACAUACCGUAAAAGUAUAACAACAUUUUAAAGUUAAACAAUUUAAAAAAACAUUUGUAUUGGAACCAAAAAUGCUGCUAUAUGGUAAUCAAAUUACGUAUUUGUGUAACGGUUGAUACGUUCGUCAGGCACGAUCAUUUCAUUUAUAAUAAAAAAACCUGUUGAACCAGUAAAUUACAAUGCCUACGAUGUAAGUUGAGGUCGUUGCACUUUAUGUUUUUGUGAAACCAUAAUUAGGACUGAAGUAAAUUUUAACUUUAGGGUGUGAAACACUAAUGCGUUUCUACAAAAGAUAUUUAGAUAUGUUCCUUUAGUUAAAUAAUAAUUUUGUCAACUGAAAGUUGGUAUAUAUUGUGAUUUAUAAAUAUAAACUACUUUACGAAUUAAUAUAUUUAGUUUAAAUUCAAUAGGUAUUUAGAUUAAACUUAUUAACCAUAAUGGCAUCAUGUAGUGCUCAUGUAAUUGUUGUUGAGGAUUGUAUCAAUAAAUUAAGCAAAAAUCA